AUGUGGCAGGAGACGCGUGAUGAUGACGACCCGGUUGGGUCACUUAAGGAGAAGCUCUUUGUUGUAGUGCAGAAGUCAUUCGUCCCGGACUCGGAGUUCGACAAGACGACCCGUCACGAGCCAGCAACGGACCAGAACCCACGAAGCCACCAGAUACAGGAUAAGCAUUUGGCGAACAUGGGAAGUGUCCUGGAUAGCCAGUCAGCGUUCGGCAUUCCGGAUGGUUCGCCCGAUGGAUCAUAUUAUGACCCGGGGGUUUUCUCUCCACCUCCCACCAACAACCCCGAAGACAUGAUGGCAUCCAGGGGUCAAUUAGCUUCGGCUCGGCCCCGCAAAGUAGCAAACAAGGAGGAAAUGCCCGAUUCCAUAAAGGGCCCAGAUGAGAAACCACAACAUGAGGUAAUAGAUGCAUCCGGCGGACGGGACUCGAGCACCGAGGACAAGGAGAAGCUGGCAAUGAAGGAUGUCGCGGAAAAGUCGAUCGAGGCCGCGCCGGAACCUCCGCCGCCGGUAGAGGAGGAUGCGACUGACGAGGACGAAGAAGCAGGACAAGAUGCUCCUGCCGAUGCCGGACGUACUGCAUCACGUGCCUCCUCGACCAGGUCCAGAGCGUUGAGUAUAGUCCCUAGGGCUAAACGACGGGGGUUAUUUGCGCAGCUGGCAUUGCUGCCGGAGGUAGACCGUCCAUACGACUAUUCGAACAAGGUGAAAUGGACCAUCACCACUUUCGUGGCUAUUGCUGGCGCUGCGGCGCCGAUGGGUUCGGCGAUCUUUUACCCUGGAUUGCCUGAGAUAUCUGUGGAAUUCGGGGUCUCCUCCACAGUCGUGAAUUUAUCGGUUGCCUUCUAUAUGCUAGCCAUGUCGAUAUUCCCCCUAUGGUGGUCCUCAUUCUCUGAGACACUCGGUCGGCGCACCAUCUAUCUGUCGUCGUUUUUGCUCAAUGUCGUGUUCUCCUUGAUUAGUGGCUUCAGUGUCAACAUUGCCAUGCUGAUUGUCUUCCGGAUCUUGUCUGGUGGUGCAGCAGCGUCUGUCCAAGCUGUUGGCGCGGGUACUAUCGCGGAUGUCUGGGAAUCAAAGGAGCGCGGGCGAGCAAUGGGAAUGUUUUACCUCGGGCCACUGAUGGGACCGCUUCUCGCGCCGAUCAUAGGCGGUGCGUUGACUCAAGCAUUCGGCUGGCGAAGCACCAUGUAUUUCCUCACGGCGUAUGGUGCCGUCUGCUUCGUGCUGAUCUUGUUCGCCCUCCCCGAAACCCUCGCCAAAAGGAAGCCCCUCGUCCCGCCGGCGAGGCAGGGCGAUGAGCCCCUGUCUCGGGUCUCGACCACCCGCUCGGUUCAGGUGCGAACCAGAAAGGCCGGCAAGUUCCUCAAGCGGGCGUUUGUCGACCCGCUCGAGGUGGUGACCUACCUCCGGUUCCCGGCGGUGGCCAUCGUGGUCUAUUACGCGGCCAUCACUUUCGGAUCGCUGUACGUCCUCAACAUCUCGAUCCAGUCGGCCUUCUCGGAACCGCCGUACGGCUUCUCCGCCCUCAUCAUCGGCUUGCUGUACAUCCCCAGCUCGCUCGGCUACUUCAUCGCCUCACUGCUGGGCGGGCCCUGGCUCGACCGCAUCAUGGUGCGCGAGGCCGAGCGCGCCGGCCGCUACGACGCCCAUGGCAAGCUCAUUUACUUGCCCGAGGACCGUAUGCAGGAAAACGCGUGGAUCUCAGCGACCCUAUACCCCGGUGCGCUGGUCUGGUACGGGUGGACGGCGCAGAACGGCGUGCUGUGGAUUGCGCCGGCUGUGGCCAACUUUUUCUUUGGGCUUGGGUCCAUGCUAGUCUUCAGUGCCGCCACGACCAUGCUGACCGAGUUCAUGCCGCGGAGGAGCAGCAGCGGUGUGGCUCUCAACAACUUUGUGCGGAACAUCUUCAGCUGCACGGGCGGUGUUGUCACGCAGCCGCUCAUCAACGUUAUGGGAAAUGGCUGGCUCAUGACUGCGGUUGGACUGCUGGCGUGGCUCAGCGGCAACAUCUGCCUUUGGCUACUUCGGAGGAAUGCUCAGAAGUGGCGAGCGCAGAUGGAUAAGGAACUAAACAAGUGA
Messenger RNA from Neoarthrinium moseri, 2079 nucleotides. RefSeq lists its product as uncharacterized. The record is from RefSeq and is a predicted model, not a curated record. The coding region runs from base 1 to 2079 and encodes 692 amino acids. Gene Ontology annotation, biological process: intracellular polyamine homeostasis; transmembrane transport. Lineage: Eukaryota; Fungi; Ascomycota; Sordariomycetes; Amphisphaeriales; Apiosporaceae. Gene Ontology annotation, molecular function: polyamine transmembrane transporter activity. The transcript is spliced from 4 exons.